Trichechus manatus latirostris (Florida manatee) is the source of this 4131-nucleotide messenger RNA. RefSeq names its product zinc finger protein 473 (gene ZNF473). Bases 471 to 3104 code for a protein of 877 amino acids. Gene Ontology annotation, molecular function: DNA-binding transcription factor activity, RNA polymerase II-specific; RNA polymerase II cis-regulatory region sequence-specific DNA binding. The record is from RefSeq and is a predicted model, not a curated record. Lineage: Eukaryota; Metazoa; Chordata; Mammalia; Sirenia; Trichechidae. Gene Ontology annotation, cellular component: nucleus. The transcript has 4 exons. Gene Ontology annotation, biological process: regulation of transcription by RNA polymerase II.
ACAACAAUAAAAUAAAUAAAUAAAAUGUAAUAUCUAUUACCAAAAAUAAAUAAAUAAAAAGCACCCACUGUAUGCCAGGCACUGUGUUGGCGCUAAGACCCAGCAGUGAGCAGACAGAUAAGGUCCUGCGGAAGCAACAGACGUUGAUCAGCAAAUCCCUCAAACUUAUAUUUACUGACGGUGAUAAGUGCUAACAAUGGUUGUGAAGGUGCUUUGUAGGUUCUGAAGCAUAAUGAAAAUGUAGGGUUAGGGGAGCUUCAAUAAAUGCAGUUGUCUUUGUGAUUCCUGCAGGAAGACUCACAUUGUGACUCAUUAGUGUCUCAUCCAGUAUGGAGAGGGAGUCAACCAUAGGAAGAAGGGAGACUUUCCCGUGGCUCCCUCGUCUUUCCUGCAGCCCUACCAGCCAGAAACAUGGAGGGGAAGAAGGAGGAGCUUAAAAGGGGACUUCAGGCGCUGGGCCCCAGUCAGCUAUGACUGAGGAGUUUGUAACCCUCAAGGACGUGGCCAUGGACUUCACCUUGGAGGACUGGGAGCAGCUGGGGCUGGACCAGGGGGAUCUGUUCUGGGACACAGCGUUGGACAACUACCAGAACCUCUUCCUGCUGAACCCCCUGAGACCCAACCUGAUCUCCCACCCAGGUGAUGGGGAAGAGCUGGAAGCCCUGGGGAGAGAAAGCUCGAAAGCAGCAGACCCCGAUACGGCUGAGCCCAAGAGCUCUCCUCUUAAGCAAGACUUCCUGGAAGAAGGACUAUCCCAGGAGAUAAUGGAGACCUUUGCAAAGGAUCCAGUCUGUUAUUCCAGUUUGGGAGAAGCUUGUAUUGGUGAGAGCUGGUUAGAUAAUUUGCUAGGAGAUCCUGAGAGUCUUCUGAGAUCUGACUUUGUCACCAACAAGGAAAGUCCCACAAAGUGCAGUAGCCCAGAGCUCAAGAGAGGCUUUAGUCCUAGGUCCUUCCUCUUCACAGGAGAGAAUUCCAUGGUGUAUGAUCUUCCUGAAGAGAGCCUCACACCAGCGAAACCUCAGGAAUUUCAGAAUGACUUUGGCCGCUACUCAGACCAGAGCCAACAAGAUGAUACAGUCCAGGGUGGCGAGAAACUAUAUAAAUGUAGUGAAUGUGGGGAAACCUUCAGUCAGAGUUACCACCUUAUCCAGCACUGGAUCAUUCACACUAAAGAGAAACCCACCACCAUGUGUCAGGACUAUGAGAAAGAUUACAACCAGAGUUCUUGCCUUUUUGUGCAUCAGAUAACUCACUCAGUCUACAAAUCCUAUGUGUGUAAUGUGUGUGGGAAAACUUUUAGUCAGAAUACACACCUCCUGUGGCAUCAGAAAAUUCACACUGGAGAAGAACUGUGCAGGAGUCAAGACAGUGACCAUGCGUUCAGUCACAGCGCACAGCCUGUUCAGCAUCAGAAAACUCACCCAGCUGGCAGACUCUACAAAUGUAACGAGUGCGGCAAGACUUUCAGUCGAACCUUCCAUCUUACUCGACAUCAGCAGACCCACACUCGGAAACACUAUGAAUGUGCCAAAUGCAAGGAGACCUUCAACUUGAGUAAACAUCUCAUCCAACAUCAGAAGACUCAUGUUGCAAAAACUACCUCUGAAUGUCAGGAAUGUGGGAAGGCCUUCAGGAGCAGUGCAUCACUCAUCGAACACCAGUCUGUCCACACUGGAGAGAAGCCUUACAAGUGUAAUGAAUGUGGAAAACUCUUCAGGCAUACCUCAACUCUAAAGAUCCAUCAGAGGGUUCACAGUGGGGAGAAGCCUUACAAAUGCAGUGAGUGUGGAAGAGCCUUUUGCCGGAACACUCAUCUUAGUGAACAUAAGAGAACGCAUACAGGCUACAGGCCCCACAAAUGUCCUGAGUGUGUCAAGAGUUUCAGCCGGCCCUCGCACCUGAUUCGCCAUCGGUCGACACAUAGCACAGGCAAACCCUACAGCUGUGCUGACUGCAAGGAGACCUUCAGCCAUAAUGAACACCUUAUUCAGCAUCAGAAGAUCCAUACUGUAGAAGCCCCCUAUGAAUGUCAGGAGUGUGGAGAACGCUUCAUUUGCAGCUCGACCCUGAGUUGUCACCAGAUUGUUCACACAAGAGAAAAACAAGGGUUGGUUGAGAGUGGGAAGGUCUUGAAUCAGGACUCACAACCUACAGAGCACCCAAGGAUUGGAGAGAAGCUCUACAAGUGUAACAAAUGUGAGAAAGCCUUUAGUCGAAGCAAAUAUCUAAAUCAGCAUCAGAGGAUUCACACCAGGCUGAAGCCCUUUGAGUGUAGCCAAUGUGGGAAAGCCUUUAGCCAAAAUAGACAGCUUAUUCGCCAUCAGAGAAUCCACUCUAGAGCGAAACCCUAUGAAUGUGGUGAAUGUGGGAAAACCUUCAGCCGCAGCUCCUCCCUCACUGAGCAUCAGGCCACCCACACAAGCGAGCACCCAUUUAAAUGUAAUGAGUGCGGAAAGACCUUUAACCAAAGCACACAUCUUUCAGAACAUCAGUUAGUUCACACUGGAGAGAAACCUUUCAAAUGUAACAAGUGUGACAAAGUCUUCACCCAGAUAAAUUACCUCAUUCAGCAUCAGAGAAUUCAUGCCAGAAAGAAGCCCUUUGAGUGUAACGAAUGUGGCAAAACUUUCCGCCAGAGCUCCUGCCUUUCCAAACAUCAGAGAGUUCACACAGGCAAAAAACCCUACAAAUGCAGUGACUGUGGGAAAACCUUCAGCCUGGGUGCCCAACUUAUCCGACACCAGAGAGUUCACACGGGGGAGAAGCCUUAUGUUUGUAAGGAAUGUGGGAAAGCUUUCAGCCAGAGCUCAUGCCUUUCCAUUCACCAGAGAAUUCACACUGGAGAGAAGCCCUACGUAUGUGCCGAAUGCGGGAAAGCCUUUGCCCAGAAAGCAAAUCUGACACAACAUGAGAGAAUUCACACUGGUGAGAAGCCUUAUGCCUGUGAUGUGUGUGGCAAAGCCUUUGGCCUCAGCACCCAUCUUAGUCAGCACCAGAGAAUUCACACCCAAGAAAAACCUUAUCAGUGUCAACAUUGUCAGAAGGCCUUUAGAUGCUGCUCAGGCCUCAGCCGACACCAGCGAGUUCACACUCAAAACAAGUAGCCAUAAUUCAAAACAAAUAGAAAGCAGCCAUAUUUUCCAUGGCCACUAGGUGGCAGCAGAGUCACAGACUCUAUGUUCAUCAGAGGUCAAACGUGGAAACCACCAUGUUGCAAGCUCCCCGCUCCAAAAUAAAUCUGUUAAUAAAGACUUAAAUCUGCACAUGAGUUGCAAUGAAAACACAAACACUGAGAAGCAAUAUAGUGUUAGAAUUAAAAGGUAGACUUUGGAGCCAGUCUGCCUGAGUUAAAUCCCAGCUCUGUCAUCUACUACCUAAGUGACCUUGGAAACAUGGAACCUCUCAGGGCUUCAGUCUCCUCAUCUGUAAAAUGGGAAUGAUAAUAGUUACCUACCUCAGAGAGCUGUUGUGAGGAUUAAGUAGAUUAGUAAAUGUAAAGCACUUAGAAUGAGUGCCCAGCACAUAAAUACUCACCAAGCGUGAGCUAUAACUAUAACAUCAAUAUACUCUUUUGUAUUAAAAGGAAGAAAAGAAUUGGCAACCUUCUAUCUCUCUGUUUACUGCACUUGAUGUUCUUCCUAAUGUUACGCACGGCUCUAACUUUUUGAAAUUACCUUUGGCUUAAUUUGGUUCUAAAAACCCAGCUCCUUGCUCUCUUAACUUCUGGUUUUUCCCUUCUUUUCCUCCAUCUCUGCUUUGUCCUAGUUUUUUUCUUAACUAACCCACAGAAAGCCAAAAAAAGCAUUCAAACUCCUCAUGCCUAACCUCAAAUGGCUAAAACGUUCGACUUUGAACCUCCCAAACCUUUUACUCAAAAAGGGCCCCUGUCCCACAUACACACACUACCUCUUCCCAUUUCCUCCCCAGUUUAAAGCCUUUGGUUAUGUGAGACCCAGAUUAGCAUGGGAGUUGACAAUACUGAAAACACUGCCGAACUCAGAAAGGCUGCAUUGAAUAUUACCACCAAGGAAACAACCUAUAUGGAAAUGGUGCGUGGUGAUGCAAAUUGUGUUGUAGGAAAAAGAUUGCUAGGAUGUUUACCAUUCACCAGAUGUCCGAGCCAGCCACUCA